Neolamprologus brichardi is the source of this 1168-nucleotide messenger RNA. Its product is annotated as Poly(U)-specific endoribonuclease-C-like. The record is from RefSeq and is a predicted model, not a curated record. Gene Ontology annotation, molecular function: RNA endonuclease activity. NCBI's taxonomy places the organism in Eukaryota, Metazoa, Chordata, Actinopteri, Cichliformes, Cichlidae.
UCAUGAUUGACGGCUGAGUUAACCGUCUGCGGAUUCCGGAAGUUUUUCAGAGAGCAUAAGAAAAGUCUCAGUGAGUUUUUCCUCUCAACGAAAUCAUGUCGAGAAGUCAAAAGGCCGAUCAGGACCUCACCAAGGUACUCAACCAGCUCUGGCACCUGGAUAAAAACCGCCUGAGACCUGGGACUGAUUACAGGAUUUCCCUCCAGGGGAAGGCGGGUUAUGUGGCUCAGGGCAGUAACGUUGCCAGAGACCAGGCCAAAGCUCCACUCUUCACAUAUGUCAAUGAAGACAAACUGAAGAGUAUUAAGACCUAUGAAUAUUUCAUCAGCUUGCUGGACAACUAUGAGAUGUCCACAGGUGUGUCAGAGACGGUCACCUCAGAAGAGCUCAAAGAGAACAAUCUCUUUAUCAAUGCCAUCGUGGAGACAGACGUCAUGAAGUGUGCUCACCAGUAUCUGGUCAAGAAGGGGAAAUCACCAUCAGACCUUGGGCAGUUCAAGAGACAGCUGUAUGACAUCUGGUUCCGCCUGUACCACAGGGACAGGAGCGGAGGUGAGGAUUCCUGUGGAUUUGAACAUGUGUUUGUGGGAGAAGCCAAACACGGACAGGAGAUCAUGGGUCUUCACAACUGGGUGCAGUUCUACCUUCAGGAAAAGCACGGCCAUGUGGACUAUAAAGGCUACAAAGCAAGAGAUAACAAAGACACGCCUGAUGAGGACGACCACGUCCUGAACCUGCAGUUCAGUUUGAACGGGUUGGUGAAGCCAGUCGGUGGCUCCUUCAUUGGUGUCAGUCCAGAGUUUGAGGUCGCUCUCUUCACCAUCAUCUUCCUCAUGUCGACUGAGAAGAUGACGUCUGUGGUGGUGAAAGUGGACGAGUACGUGCUGGAGCUGGUCGUCUGUCGGCACGGGCGAUCCAUCGGCACGUCCUAUCCCAAACUGCUCAGCAGCAACAACAGGGAUCUGUAACUUUACACCAGCCGAGAGUUUGCAAAUGUUUUUGUUUAAAUCGAAACCUUAUUUCAGUGCAGUAUAACCCAGUAUAACCCUUACAUAAACCUGGAUCAAGUUCUCUUUGCACUAAACAUGAGAAGUAUAUACCGGUUAUUGAACACAUUUUUGUCAUAUGAACUGUUACAGACAAAAUAAAAAGUGUUUUGUUAACAAAA